Microthlaspi erraticum is the source of this 1434-nucleotide messenger RNA. Lineage: Eukaryota; Viridiplantae; Streptophyta; Magnoliopsida; Brassicales; Brassicaceae. The record is from the annotation of a GenBank genome assembly.
AUGUUGUUCUGGUCUGUAACAUCAGUGCCUAGUGUGGCCAGAUUCUGCAAUUCCUCGAGCACUCCGGUUUCUCGAUUCCUCUCUUCUUCUCCUUCCCUUCGUCUCCGUUCCUCGAGCAAUUUACUGCCAACGUUAGCCCUAACGGCGGGAGAUUAUUCCGGUGGCGUUUCGUCUUAUCUUGCCUCCACCAUUUGCCACUGCUCUUAUUCUUCUUCUUCUUCUGUGUCGCAAAGUGAGUCAGCACAAGAAAAGACGAGUCCUUUUUGUUUUGAUGCGGCCAUAGACUCGAUGGUCCAGAUCUUCUACUUCUUUAGCGAGCCAAAACCUCUUCAACCCUGGGACAAGAGUGACACUGAGGAAAAAAAAGAUAUCACCAGUGGAUUCGCUGUCUCCGGAAAGAGAAUUCUUGCGGACUCUGGUAUUCUGUCUAAUUAUUCAUCCUGGAGCUUUCGAGUGAGAAAGUUUGGUUCAGCCACUUUCUACGCAGCAAAAGUUGAAGCGGUUGUGCCUGAAUGUUGUUUGGCUACCUUAGUUGUUGAUAGCGAAGAGUUUUGGGAGACUAUGAAACCUUUGGAGCUCGGGGACGAGAUACCCUCCGUAGGAGAAACGGUCUCCGUUUUUGGUUAUGGCUAUGACACCAUUAAGCUUGUACAAGGGACUGUAUCUUCAGUCGAACCUAAAGAAUAUUUUCACGGCACAGCCGAACUAUUGUCGAUAGAACUCAAUAUGGACAGCUGCUACAGUAGUGGUCCGGUGGUAAUGGGAAACAAGAUCGUUGGUUUUCGUCCAGGGAUGGAUGACAUAACGCCAACUUCAGUGAUUAAGCAUGUUCUCAGUAGCCUUGAGGAAAGACUCAUUGGCUCCGGUUCGCUGGAUAUUACGUGGCAAUCCAUGGAGAAUGCGCAACUACGUAGACAUUUUAAAAUGAGUGAUGACAUGACAGGUGUUCUUAUAAACAGAAUGCAUCCACUCUCAAAUGCUCUCAGAGUUUUGAAAGAACACGAUGUCAUUCUUGCAGUUGAAGGCUUUCCUGUCAGUAAUGAUGGAAAAGUUCACUUUCAGAGAAAAGAGUGGCUUGAUCUUAAUCACUUAGUUUCUAUGAAGAAACCGGGUGAAACAGCUUUAGUUAAAAUCUUAAGACAUGGAAAAGAACAUGUGUUCCAUGUCGGUUUAAACUUCACCGUGUUUUUGGAUGACAUCAACAAGGAAUACUCUAGUUUAAAAAAUAUCGAGGUGAAGAAAGUGAACGGAGUGGAAGUGGUGAAUUUGAAGCAUCUAAGUGAGCUCAUAGAAAAUUGCUGCACUGAGGAUUUAAGAUUUGAUUUAGAAGAAGGAUAUGUGAUUGUUCUGAACAACCAAUAUGCUAAAGAAGCAACUCCAUUGAUCUUGGAAAGACAUGGAAUACCAUCGGCCAUCUCCAGUGAUCUUCAGUAA